AACAGCGACCCCCUCGAGGGUCAGGCGGGCCCGGGCAGCCGCGGCCUCGGCUCGGUCCUCCUGGGCUGCGCCGCCGCCUCCUACCCCGCGGGCCGGGAAGUCGCACCCCGCGGAGGCGCCCGUGAGCCCAGCGUCCGGGAUGGGGCCGCGUGCGCGGCUGGAGCCUGGGUUCCCGGGCAGAGGCCUGUUGGACCUCAGAACGCAGGAGCCAGCAUCCAUGCACUCCGGCACCUCGCCCCUCGCCCGGUGCUGAGCGUGCGCGAACUCCGCCCCCUUUAACCUCGCCGGGCGCGAUCUGCGUUCCCAUCUUACAGAUGCGUAAACCGAAGCCCCGCGGGGACGCGAGACAGCCUCGUGGCCCACGGCAGAGCCCGGACGAAACCCAACCUCACGCCUCCAGGGCGUGCUCGGACUCCUGCCCUCGCUUCUCACCUACUACCUUAGGGACCGUGGAACCAGGAGUGCAGGCCCAGCUCUGCACCCCUUAACUGCCUGCGGAACCAAGCAUGCUCCCCUUUCCCCGGCUGUACGGCUAAAAUGGAGGCGACCCAUUACGAGGUGUCAGACCGGUGGAUGGUUUGGGAGUAGGUUUGGGCCCGCGUAAGGGCUGACGCGGGGCGGAGGUUGCCUUGAGCCCCCAACACGGUCUCCCCGGACCCCCCUCCCAGCUCAGGGUGACCCUGAAGCCCCACCUGUCGUGGGGAUGGUUUCUUUGCUUGGAGGGUUGUUUCCAAGGUUCCUGGAUGAGCUGUGGAUCUUCCAGUCUGUUACAGCUUCCUUGACCCACCCUGCCUCCAGCGCGGUACCUCGUUACCCCUAUCCCGGACCACAGCAAGGCAAGAGGCCCAGCCAGAUGGAGGAUGCCCUGUGUGGGGAGAAUGGUGAGGAGGAGGAAGAGGAUGAAAAGAAUGAGGCAGCCUCAGCCCCUGUCCCCGAUCCUGAAGACCCUGUGGAGCCCCAGCUGACUGAAGCCAGCCAGGUUCUGGGUGCCUCAGAGAUUAGGCAGCUCAGCCUCCACCUGCCCCCGAGGGUCACCAGCCACCCCUGGAGUCUGGCCUUUGGCACAUCGAGGGAUGGUUUCAGUCUGCAGAGAUUGUACCGGCAGAUGGAGGGCUGCAGUGGGCCGGUGCUGCUGGUCCUCAGGGACCAGGAGGGACAGAUGUUUGGUGCCUUCUGUUCCUCAUCUCUCCGACUCAGCAAAGGUUUCUACGGUACUGGGGAGACAUUCCUCUUCUCCUUCUCCCCACAGCUGAAGGUCUUCAAGUGGACUGGGAGCAAUUCAUUCUUUGUGAAAGGAGACUGGGAUUCACUCAUGAUGGGCAGUGGCAGUGGCCAGUUUGGGCUGUGGUUGGAUGGAGAUUUGUAUCAUGGGAGAAGCCACCCCUGUGCAACCUUCAACAAUGAGGUGCUGGCCCGGCAGGAGCAGUUCUACAUCAGGGAGCUGGAGGCCUGGGUUCUGAGCUGAGGCCCUGCGCAGCAGCAUUCUGGGCUGCAGGUAUGUGGACCUGCUUGUGGGUGCCAUCCUGGCCUUCUGUACCCAGGACAGCCUCUUCUGCUUGGAGCAGAAGGUGAAGUGCCCACACAUGGACUGUGCCUGUCUGAAAGCUCCUCAUGGCCUAGGGACGCACGUGAUGGGGCAAGCGCUACUUCCUACAGAAGUAACUUUAGAGGUGUCAAAGACACUUGCUCCUUGCCCAAGAAACAGACCCUCAUGAAAACUAUCUUAGAGGAAUUCUACAAAUAAUGCAACAUGUUUAUUUGCAGAAAACCAGAGCACAUUAAAAAUUAAAACUGUCUAAAAUUCAACUCCUCUCAAACAGUAACAUUUUCAUGUAUAUGGUUCCAAAAAAUUUUCGAUAGGUAUAGAUAUAUAAAUAUAGAUAUACACACACACAAAUGGGAUGUUGCUUUGUAUGUUUUAGAAAUCACUUUGAAGAAUACUACCAAACUUCAGAAACCUGUGCUUAGCCAGUGAAACUAAUAAAGGCUCAAGUAGCAUCCUUCCUUCUCCUGCUCUAGUGCCUGUUCUAACAGCUGUGGGAUUUUUGCAUCCAUUACUUGAUUUCACAGGGAAGACAUAAAAGCAGCAAAUGAACAAUAUGCAUAUUUGGGCAAAGAAACCGAACCAUUGUAGAACUCAACUUCAGACAGGUUAAAAGAGAAAGGAGAGCCAGAGAUUUAGCUCAGUGGUGCCGCCACCUGCCCCGCAAGCGCCAAAGACCCGAGUUCAAUCCCCAGUACCAAAAAAAGAGAGAGAGAAAGGAGUAUGUUUUAUGGCCAACAGGAAUUCUGCAAAAUAAGAAAACUGCAUAUCCUUUCCCACACCAGUGCCUGCCUCCUGCCAGAAGAAAAAAUGCUCUAAC
Messenger RNA from Heterocephalus glaber (naked mole-rat), 2363 nucleotides. NCBI's taxonomy places the organism in Eukaryota, Metazoa, Chordata, Mammalia, Rodentia, Bathyergidae. The record is from RefSeq and is a predicted model, not a curated record.